Molecule: messenger RNA, 1240 nt
Organism: Chelonoidis abingdonii (Abingdon island giant tortoise)
Lineage: Eukaryota; Metazoa; Chordata; Testudines; Testudinidae
Gene: DCUN1D5
Product: defective in cullin neddylation 1 domain containing 5
Biological process (GO): protein neddylation
Cellular component (GO): ubiquitin ligase complex
Molecular function (GO): cullin family protein binding; ubiquitin conjugating enzyme binding; ubiquitin-like protein binding
Source: RefSeq, a predicted model, not a curated record
UGCUCCCGUCCUGCCGUCUGUGUCCGGGUCGCGCCGCCGGGUCCCUCCUUACCCGCCCGCAGCGGGACACGCACUUUCCCUGCCGGGGCAGAAGUAGCCGCCAGCGGCGAGGCCGGGCGGCUUGUGAGGGGAGGGGAACACGGGGCUCCUCUCCUCGGCCCCACGAGGCGCCUGGGGCUGUGCCCUGGGGGGACGCGCCUGAGGGCCCCGGCUGCCUGCAGCGGGGCGGCCCCUCCCGCUCCCCGAGGCAGGAAGAUGCCGGUGAAGAAGAAGAGAAAAUCCGCGGCGGCGGCGGUAGCGGAUGAGACCGGCCUCAAGAAAUGUAAACUGGGCAGCUAUUGCAGAUCGCAAGCCUCUGGUAAAGUGAUAAGUGGAGAGGAGCAUUUUUCAAGCAAGAAGUGCCUGGCUUGGUUUUAUGAAUAUGCAGGUCCUGAUGAAGUUGUAGGGCCAGAGGGAAUGGAAAAGUUCUGUGAAGACAUUGGUGUUGAACCUGAAAACAUUAUUAUGUUAGUUUUAGCCUGGAAAUUAGAGGCUGAAAGCAUGGGAUUUUUUACCAAGGAAGAAUGGUUAAAGGGGAUGACCUCGUUACAGUGUGACUGCACAGAAAAGUUACAGAGUAAGUUUGAUUUUUUGCGGUCACAACUGAAUGACAUUUCAUCCUUUAAGAAUAUCUACAGAUAUGCCUUUGAUUUUGCAAGGGAUAAAGACCAGCGAAGUCUUGAUAUUGAUACUGCAAAAUCUAUGUUAGCACUUCUGCUUGGAAGAACAUGGCCACUGUUCUCAGUAUUUUAUCAGUACUUGGAGCAAUCAAAGUAUAGAGUUAUGAACAAGGAUCAGUGGUACAAUGUGUUAGAAUUCAGCAGAACUGUGCAUGCAGAUCUUAGCAACUACGAUGAAGAUGGUGCAUGGCCCGUUCUCCUUGAUGAAUUUGUUGAGUGGCAAAAAGUUCGUCAAGUGUCAUAGCAAGAACUUUGAAGAAAAUGCAGAAUUUUUUGAUGCCCACCUCUGUACAAACUAAUGAGACAAAACCAAGGGUUGCAUUUUCAUGCUUAUGAAAGACUGUACAGUGAUUUUUUUUUCCUUUUUUUUUUAAAGGAAGUUUUCUUGUUACAUGUGAUAUGGGCAUUGAACCACACCUCUUCUGAGACUGAAAGUUGGAGUUUGUUUUUGAGUCUUAUGUUUAUAGCAUUUAUUUCAGAACAAUAAAGAUCCAGAUUUGUGACAAAGGCCUAAAAGUGAA